Daphnia carinata is the source of this 1257-nucleotide messenger RNA. Its product is annotated as beta-1,3-glucan-binding protein-like. NCBI's taxonomy places the organism in Eukaryota, Metazoa, Arthropoda, Branchiopoda, Diplostraca, Daphniidae. The record is from RefSeq and is a predicted model, not a curated record. The transcript is spliced from 7 exons. Gene Ontology annotation, biological process: carbohydrate metabolic process. The coding region runs from base 25 to 1083 and encodes 352 amino acids. Gene Ontology annotation, molecular function: hydrolase activity, hydrolyzing O-glycosyl compounds.
ACACAGGAGAUCUUUCGUUAAAAAAUGGUUCUACGGUUGGCUGCCCAAUUCGUAGUCGUAAUCGCCAUGAUCCCAACUUUCUUUGCCGAAAGAAGAAUGUUGUUAAAUGAGGAGUUUGAUUCCAUGGAAAGAUGGGAGCAUGUUGUCACAUCCUAUCGAAUGGGUGAAAAUCAAUUUCAAUAUUACACCCGUCGGCCAGAAAACAGUUUUAUUAGAGACGGAAAACUCUUCAUUAAACCCACUUUAACAACAGACCGUUUCGGCGAAAAGUUUUUACAUAACGGCAAGUUCAACCUUAAGAGAGAAGGCUGUAAUCUGGCUGUGGGUGGAGGAUGCGUACUCAAAGCAAAUCUUGAUAUAGCCAAUCCUAUCCAGUCAGCUGCUUUAGUUACAAAAGCAAAGUUUAGUUUUACCUAUGGGACACUGGAAGUUCGAGCAAAAAUGCCCCGUGGCGAUUGGCUGUGGCCAGAAAUAUCCCUAAUGCCAGCGAAUAAUGUCUACGGUGAUUGGCCGUUAUCAGGCUAUAUAGGUUUAGUAUCAGUCAGAGGGAAUGACAACUUCACUUGCCAAGGGCAAUCGAUGGGCAAUGAUGUGAUGGAAUCCAUCUUAGAAUGGGGUCUUAGCGAAGACAUCAAUCAUGCCAGAUCAAUGACGUGGAUGAGCAAAGCUCAGGGAAACGUUAGCUUUUCUUCUGAAUUUCGAACUUAUCGGUUAGAGUGGAAUCCAAAUGGACUCCAUACAUUUGUUGACGAUCAGAUCGUGGGUUCCAUACAGCCACCAGAAACUGGUUUUUGGGGAUUAUCUGGAUUUCAUAACACAGAUCAUAAUCCUUGGGCUAAUGGCACUAUAAUGGCCCCAUUUGACCAAGAGUUUUUCAUUGCCAUUAAUGUGGCGGUGGGUGGGGACUUAUUUCAAGAUAACUGCGCCAGUUAUCCGUACCCCAAACCAUGGAACAAGUCGUCACCUGUUACGCCCAUGAGCUCAUUUUGGAACAAGAAAGAUGAAUGGUAUCCUACGUGGUCUCAGUCAUCCGCAGACGAUUCUGCUUUGCAAGUUGAUUACGUUCGCGUUUAUGCUCACUAGUAACAGAUAAGCGAAUUCAGCAUAGCCAUCGAAUUUCCAUUAUGACAUUCACAAAUUAGGUAACCUAAAGAUGCGCAUGCGUUCUUAUCAACGCAUGCGCAAUUCGUAAACUGAUACAAUGAGUCUAAAAAAAUCGUUUAAAUUAAACUCAGCAAAUAAACAAUCAGAACAUUA